Molecule: messenger RNA, 1512 nt
Organism: Anolis carolinensis (green anole)
Lineage: Eukaryota; Metazoa; Chordata; Lepidosauria; Squamata; Anolidae
Exons: 2
Coding region: 1-1512 (503 amino acids)
Molecular function (GO): catalytic activity
Source: RefSeq, a predicted model, not a curated record
AUGAUUAGGAGACUUUGCAUUUACUCCAACUCCGCUGUGCCCACAGGCUGGUGCUCAAAAUCAUACCCCCUCGGGCCUUGCGUCAUUCCCUUUUCUGGAGGUGGUUCGAACAUCGGGUACCUAACUGACACUACAGACGAACCCAGAACUGGGAGGACGAUCCCAGUAAUCAUCGGGAGAGGGAUAUAUGAGAAUGAUAGCAUGCUGGUCUCUAAAAAGAGACAAAGUCAGCAACAGAUUUGGCCUUCAUCUGUCCUACGUGAUAUUCCCAAGUAUGAUAACUGUGGUCCUAGAUCAAGUGCCAGAGUGAGGUCGAGUCGAUUGGAAACUCGUUCUCUUUCCAACUUGCAUUCCAUCCCUAGGCAUACGGCCGAGAAGGUGCUACCAACGCCCCUCCUGUCCCUGCUACUAUUCAAUGCUAGGUCUAUUGUCAACAAAACUGCUACCCUCUCUGACUUUAUUCUCAAUCAAGCAGCGGACCUGGUUUGUAUUACAGAGACCUGGAUCCGUGAGGGUGAUAACAUUCCCUCACAUGAACUGACACCUCCAGGCUUCCAGAUAUUUCAACAGCCACGGAGUGGGGGUCAGGGUGGAGGGGUAGCAAUACUCUCCCGUGAUUAUUUUACCAUCAAAGCUAUUCCAACUCCAAAGAUAGCUGGUAUUGAGUGUGUUGGUGUGGUCCUGGUUAGCAGGGAAUCCCUAGCCAUUCUUGUAGUUUACCGCACGCCUGGGUCUCCGGGAGAGAGUCUGCUGAAUUUAUUAGAUCUCGUGGCGGACUGGGUCCUGAAGUUCCCCCGACUUAUUGUUCUGGGUGACUUUAAUGUACAUGUCGAAGCACUGCCAUCUUCAUCUGUGACUAAGGACCUAGUACCAACCUUUGAAGCUCUGGGGCUCUCACUACUCAAGACUCGCCCUACUCAUCGGGCCGGCCACACUUUGGACCUGAUUUUUAAUAUCGGAGUACAAACAUCUGUAUCUGCGGUAAUUGAUAUUGCCCCCAGACGCCUCCUUCACCCUCGCCGGAAUCGCUCCCCCUGGUACACUAAUGAGCUGCGGACGAUGAAGCAAGCACGAAAGCGGCUGGAACAUCGGUGGCGACGGAAACCCGACGAGGUGGCACUGUCCGCUUUCAAGGCUUUUCGCAGGUCCUACAAAUCAGCCGCCAAGGAUGCUAAAAAAUCUUACAAUUCCUCCUUAAUAGCCUCUGCUAGAUCGCGCCCAGCUCAAGUAUUCAAAAUCGUUCGUGCUUUGACCAGUCCGGCUCCCUUAGUCCAAAACCCAGCAACCACGGCUCUUACAGCAGAGGCAUUCCAGAAGUUUUUCACUGAUAAAAUCACCGUGCUUCGGCAGGAACUGCUCCCUACAGUUGAUACCUUAAGUGAGCUUGAGACUUUGUGGCCGCUUAGUGGGCCUAUCUUUGACCGAUUUACUCCGCUUGACAAGGAAGAUGUCGCUAGAAUCCUAGCUGCUGCAAAACCAACCACCUUGAUCCGUGUCCCUCCUGGCUGGUGA